CAGCAAGAUCCGAUUUUUGCAUAUCCCAAAGCCGUGCUAUUCCCUUUUCUGCCGUUGCGUUUGCGCCAAGGACUCUGCUGUGCGAUAGAGAUCCUUUUCCCUUCCAGCCAUGGCAAAGAAAGCAUACCAGGACGACAAAGAUGAAAGCCUCAUUCUUUCGAGACGCGGGCUAUCCAACCCUGCAGACGAACGGCCGCAAUAUCUCUCUCUCUAAAAAGAACCUAGGUUUGGAUUGCUGCGAGUUGCAGUAGAGCAACAUCAGGACAGAUGAUCGGAUUUUCAGAGUCGUGACCACGGUACUCCGUGAAUUCAUCGAACACCGUUCAGUCCUCCUUGUGUCUGGUCAUCAUUUGUAUGGCAUCCAGGGGAACGAGCGCUGGGAUACUGCGCCCUCAGAGUAGAGAGCGAUGCAUACCUCAUCUCCGGCGAGCAGGUUUGGUAGCCACUUUUGCACAGAAGCAAGCAGAGAACAUGUCCUAGGAUGUUGGAAACUGUUGGACGACAUACCAGGGACACUCUUUUGCUCAUACCAUAUAGGUAUUCCAGUAAACAUGAUGAACGUCAAAGGCCUCGCCCGACUCAAGAACAAACCGGCCAAGGAUCCGAAGGGGCCGGACGCUGGCGGACAAAAGCCCGUCGGUGCGCCUCCCAAGAAGCCCGAGGGCGAUGCUGCUGCGGCGAAGAGGAAGCCGUCGGCAAAGGAGCCCCCCCAGGCCCCCAAGAAAUCGAAGAAGGGGGACGCCGCGAAGGAUGACCCUCCAGAGAUGCCGAUGGCGCAGGUGCCGAGGGGUGCCCGGGAGCCAUCUCUCGAGGUCCUCACGCUCUCCCUUCCGGCUGGCACGGCCGUGUUGAAUGGCACGGCUGACCCGAGGGCGCUCCUGAGAGGUAUAACCCUCGAUAUCGACAUGGCAGCUCUCGGGGCCGAUGACGACCAAGCCCUCAAAGACAGGAUCCUCCGGUCUUCCCUCACGACUUGCGUUGCCCUCGGAGAGCAGUUCUGACGAGUGGAGGAAUGGUGCCUCCACAAAGCUAGGCAAGACGCCAAGAUGAAGGAGCUAAUCCUCAGGGACUCCCAGGCCACGAAGCUGAUGGCCCAGCUUGAAGAGGACCUCCACCUUGCGAGAGCGGAGGCCGGGAGGCUCAGGGAGGAGAGAGAAAAAGCUGAGGAGGCCGCUGCGGAGGCCGCAAGGAGAGCUGCCGAGGAGGCCGAGGCCAUCAGGGCGAAGGCUGUCGCCACAGCCCGGGAGGAGGCCAUCUCCGGGUUCCUGGACGGGGGGUGGAAGACCGAGGGGCACAAGGCGUGGCUGUCCUCGGUUGUGGAGGCCUCAGUCGACGAGUGGUCCGAGGGCCCGGGCGAGGAAUGGAUGGCCCGAAAGGGUGAGCAAUAUUAUGAUGGGGGCGAGUUUUUCACUCAAGCCCUCAUCUACCGGAGGAUGGCCCGCCGUCUGAAGAUUGAGUCGAAGGACUUUGACCCGGCGGCAUACGGGCUCCCCCCCUGCAGCCAGACAUCCGUGUUCCUCUCCCCCUGAUGUCGAGAGGCCAGACCUGGAGGAUUCUGAGCUCCGGAGGGAAGCCGAGGGCGGCGAUCCUGAGGCCGAUGUAGAGGUCACCUCGAAGCCAUCGGGGGAGGCGUCCCCCGGGAAUGACGUUAUUUGAUAUGUACUUUGUAUUUUGAACACUCUUGUAAUAGCCACAUUAGCAUGUUUUCGGC
Messenger RNA from Cuscuta europaea, 1711 nucleotides. Lineage: Eukaryota; Viridiplantae; Streptophyta; Magnoliopsida; Solanales; Convolvulaceae. The record is from the annotation of a GenBank genome assembly.